Papaver somniferum (opium poppy) is the source of this 1976-nucleotide messenger RNA. Its product is annotated as flotillin-like protein 4. Lineage: Eukaryota; Viridiplantae; Streptophyta; Magnoliopsida; Ranunculales; Papaveraceae. Gene Ontology annotation, cellular component: plasma membrane raft; plasma membrane. Gene Ontology annotation, biological process: protein localization to plasma membrane. The coding region runs from base 265 to 1719 and encodes 484 amino acids. The transcript is spliced from 2 exons. The record is from RefSeq and is a predicted model, not a curated record.
GGCAAAAACCCAAAUUCCGUUUCUGUGUUGCCGUGCUGGCGAAGAUUUAAAUUAAGCAACAAAUCACCGAGUUGUUUAGAGUCCUAAAUAGACUCGCUGGAAUUGCGAAAGAAUUGGUGAGAUUUUGGAAUUCCAAAAUUAGGGUUCUCUCUGCGUUAGGAUAUAAAAACACCGACUCCCAUCUCCAUUAACUCAUUCACGAUCUGUUAAUCCUGAUAAAAUAUUUUUGGUUCCAUCUCUGAGAGAGAUCUUUGAUCGAACAAGAUGGUGAGUUACAGAGUCGCAAGAGCUUCAGAAUACCUAGUAAUCACUGGUUGUGGUAUAGACGACAUCAAACUAGCAAAGAAAGCAUGGAUUCUUCCUGGUCAAUCCUUCAAUCGUUUCGAUGUUUCACCAGUCAACUACACAUUCGAAGUUCAAGCUAUGAGUUCAGAAAAACUCUCUUUCGUGCUUCCUGCUGUUUUCACAAUUGGUCCUCGUGUUGAUAAUCAUGAAGCCUUGUUGAAGUAUGCAAAACUCCUCUCUAGUCAUGAUCGUCAAUCUAAUCAUGUCAAAGAACUUGUUAAAGGUGUUAUUGAAGGAGAAACUAGAGUUCUGGCUGCUUCCAUGACUAUGGAAGAUGUAUUCAAGGGUACUAAAGAUUUCAAGAAAGAGGUGUUUGAUAAGGUUCAGUUAGAGCUUGAUCAAUUUGGGCUGUUGAUUUACAACGCAAAUAUCAAACAGCUUGUUGAUGUUCCAGGACAUGAAUAUUUUUCUUAUUUGGGUCAGAAGACUCAGAUGGAAGCUGCAAAUCAAGCCAAAGUUGAUGUUGCAGAAGCCAAGAUGAAAGGUGCAGUUGGUGCCAAACUGAGAGAGGGACAGACCGUACAAAACGCGGCAAAGAUCGACGCUGAAACCAAGAUUAUUGCAACUCAGAGACAAGGACAAGGAAAGAAAGAAGAACUUAAGGUUCAGGCCGAGGUUAAGAUUUUUGAAAACCAAAGGGAUGCUGAGGUUGCUGAAGCUAAUGCGGAGUUGGCUACUAAGAAGGCUAAAUGGGCACAAUUGGCACAGUUAGCUGAGGUUGAAUCUGUUAAGGCUGUUGCCAUUAAAGAGGCUGAGUUGCAGAGAGAAGUUGAGUUGAAGAAUGCUUUGACUCGGACUGAAAAAUUGAAGGCCGAGUAUCUUAGUAAAGCUAGUGUGGAAUAUGAUGUCAAGGUGCAAGAGGCAAAUUGGGAGUUGUACAAGAAGCAAAAACAAGCAGAAGCAGCUUUAUAUGAGAAACAGAAAUCAGCUGAAGCUCAAAAGCUUGCUGCUGAGGCACAGUUUUUUGCCCGACAACAAGCCGCUGAUGGAGAAUUAUACGCGAAAAAGAAAGAAGCUGAAGGAAUGGUAGCUGCAGCUGAAGCACAAGGAGUUUAUGUUCGAACACUUUUAAAAGCAUUUAAUGGGAACUAUGCUGCACUAAGAGAUUACUUGAUGAUUAAUGGUGGAAUGUUUCAACAGAUUGCCCAGAUUAAUGCUGGUGCAGUUAAGGGUUUGCAGCCAAAGAUUAGUAUUUGGACUAAUGGUGAUGGUUCUUCUGUGGGAGCUAAUGGGGUAGAUGGUUCAGCUUCAGGAGCUCUGAAAGAGAUCGCAGGAUUAUAUAAGACUUUGCCAAAUUUGCUUCAGACUGUGGAGGAUCAAACUGGAAUGACUCCUCCCACAUGGUUAGCUGCAAGUUCUGGUACUCCAAAGUAACUAUGCUAGCUAGCUAGCUCACAAGAUGCUUUCAUGAAGGUACAAACAUAUAUUUUAGGCUUUGAUUUCAUUAGCCUUAUUGGUUUCUAGGAUUUCAGAUUAUGAUCAUAGUUUUAGGUUGCUUAAGACUUCAGUGGUCCACUGCUCUUUUUAAUGAAUAUUUAGGUAAAUUGAACUACAUUCAAUUUACUUUGCAAACUGCCUCAGAGAAAUAGUUUUGACAUCUAUCUGCUUAUAAAAUUUUUCUUUUUAUUAAA